Molecule: messenger RNA, 902 nt
Organism: Serpula lacrymans var. lacrymans S7.9
Lineage: Eukaryota; Fungi; Basidiomycota; Agaricomycetes; Boletales; Serpulaceae
Exons: 4
Coding region: 374-739 (121 amino acids)
Source: RefSeq, a predicted model, not a curated record
ACUGCUGGCCAGGAAUGUAGUCCAUGUUCAUUCAAUUGAUUCAAGUGCUUUAACCUCUUGACAAUUCAUUCGCUUUCUUCCGCCAUGUCUUGGUCCAUCGCAUCUUCCGCGGUUUUACCUUGACUUGUUUGAGUCGUUUCCACACAAGACGUAUACAAGGAUGGAAACGCAUAUCGAGAAUCACUUAUGUCUCUCGUUUUCAUGAGGUCCCUCCUACACACUUCAAGCAAAGAGCAAGGUAGUUCAGAACGUGGAUGUAUGAGUGAAGAAUAACUUCCAACCGAAGACUUUGUAGCAGCCAUCCAUAAAUUAAAUCGCGUUUCAAGCAAAUACCUUGAAAGGAAAGAAAGCUUGUGAAGAUAGAUUGCGCGUUAUGAUUUCUCGUCGACCCCACAUUCACAGCAGAGUUUGGUUUAUUUACCUUAUUCUGAAUAGUGCGCCCAAGAAAUGCUUCAGGGAUACAGCUUCACAACGCCGCAAUGCUCGCCCCCUUGCUUUCUGCGUCAGCAUAUGUUACAUGUGUUACGGAUGGAAUUUCGGCUCCAUGGACGGUAUCUUUGCUUUACUAUCAUUCCAACAACAUUUUGAAGUGGAUGAUAUGUCAAUGAGGGCCGGGUUCGAUGGUACCUUUGUUUCCGUAUAUAUAGCAGGAAGCUUCCUUUGGUCGUUGACGGCCAGCUGCUUCUCCAGUUGGUUUGCGAUAGCUCUUCCUUUCGGCAGCCAUCCAUUUAAUAGUUGAUUGGCUCAAUCUACCGCGGGCAUAGCAGUAGCACGACAAUGUGACUAAAGUUAAAAUUUUCGGAUUUUUCUUGGCUGGUGUUGAUUGUGUAUGAGCCGCUCUGGUGUGUCCUUACGUCUAGAAUGUGCACUAAUAUUCCGUGAACAAUACAUCGGCUUCAGUG